AUGCUGAGAUUUUCAUCACUUUUCCUAGCUGGAGCUCUCUAUACAACUGUCACUCAAGCACGAUAUGUUUUUUACUAUGAUCAAUACCAUACAAAUAUUCCCAACAAUACUGUCAAUGCUGGGAUUGAUCAUGUGAUUACAGCGUUUGCCAAUUCGUCCCUAUUUACGACUUCCCCAGCUGGGGAGUACGUUCCGUUUGAGAAUAUUUCAAGCGUACGCUCUCAUUUUGACAAUAACACCAAAGUUCUCAUCGCCAUUGGGGGCUGGGCCGAUAAUACAGGCUUUAGUGUUGGUGUUGCAACGGAACCGUCUCGCAAGUUGUUUGCCAGUAAUGUUGCUGCUUUGCUCGAAAAAUUUGGCUUCGACGGUGUCAACAUGGAUUGGGAAUAUCCAGGUGGCAACGGUGCCGACUAUCGUCAGAAACCUAACUCAGAAAAGAAAUCAGAAAUUGACACCUACCCAAUGUUACUGGCGGAAAUUCGAGCUGCGAUUGGACCCAACAUGCUCCUAACUAUCGCAACGCCCGGUAAGGUUGUCGAUAUGAUUGCUUAUACGCCUGAAAAAGCUCCAUCGAUCUGGAAGUCUGUUGAUUGGGUUAACGUAAUGACUUAUGACCUCAUGAAUCGCCGGGACAAUGUUACCAAGCACCAUACAGAUAUUAAGUCAUCCUUAGAAGUUGUUGAUCACUAUAUCAAUACCCUAUCUUUAGAUCCAGCAAAGAUAAAUCUCGGAUUUGCCAUGUAUGCUAAGUGGUUCACUCUAGAUCCAAGCAAACCAUGUGAAAAUGGCCUUAAUUGCACGACAGUCAUGUCUGAAGACGCAAAUGGCCUGGAUACUGGAAAGAGUGGUGCAACGACGUUUGAGGCGAGUAAUUACGCCAAACCUAUGGGAAACAUGACUGCGUCCGUAAACGGUGCUUGUGGCCCGACAACAUCUACUUUCUGUGCCCCGGGUAUGUGCUGUUCGUCGGCUGGAUUUUGUGGAAAUACAGAUGAAUAUUGUAAGAAUUGUCUCGGAUCAGCCUACGGCUCAGGCUGCAAUGAAAUUCCUAUUUCAGCCCACUUUCAGAUGGCAGUACGCGAUGGUCUCAAGGACGAACAAGCAGGCGGUGCCUAUUACUAUGAUCAGGCUAACCACCUUUUUUGGACGUUCGACACGCCUGAGCUAAUGGCGCGUAAGUUUACCGAAAUUGUAGAUGCACGUAAGCUAGGUGGUGUAAUGGCCUGGAGCCUGGGAGAAGAUUCCCAUGACUUCAGUCACGUUCUAGCUCUCCAAAAAGAAACUGCGGCAAGAAAGAAUAGCAGCACUAGCGCUAAUACUACUAUUAAUGCUCAACACAACUGGAAAACAGCGAACUUUCGUACUACCCGCCUUAUCAAGCGAAUCUCUUGA
Blumeria graminis f. sp. triticale is the source of this 1392-nucleotide messenger RNA. The record is from the annotation of a GenBank genome assembly. NCBI's taxonomy places the organism in Eukaryota, Fungi, Ascomycota, Leotiomycetes, Helotiales, Erysiphaceae.